Molecule: messenger RNA, 423 nt
Organism: Protopolystoma xenopodis
Lineage: Eukaryota; Metazoa; Platyhelminthes; Monogenea; Polystomatidea; Polystomatidae
Source: the annotation of a GenBank genome assembly
GAAAUUUACAAAACGACAUAUAGUAAACCAGAACACCUUAGUGCAUUGGAUAGUCUAAAAGAACUGGAUAGUCGGGCAAUCUCGGCUCUCAAAACACUUAAAUUUAACGAGUUUGACAAUUUUCUGAUGGACACUAAAGCAAGUGUUCCCGACCAGCAGGUUUAUGGCAUAUUUCUUUGGCUGAUCGAGCAAUACUUGUUGGAGGAUGCUUAUGAAUUUAAGAAGCUGAGUGAAGCAGAAGAGUCCAAAGCCUUCCAAAGCACAGCCAAUUUUCGAGUCGUGGGACAAACCUGGUCAUACCCGAGCUUUCUGAAAUCGGAGAGUUGUAUCUCCUUCUUGGCAGCUGUCGUAAACUUCGAAGAAGUCAAACACAUUCCCGAUCAGCCUAUUAUAUAUGAUAAUUCUACGAACAAAUGUGUAUAG